AUGUCAGAGGUUAUAUCGCUAAAUUAUAUGGGCGACAGUGUUAAGAGAAUCAAUAGUGGAAGUAGUAAGAAGUUCACUAGUUUCAGGACGCUUAUCUCUUACUUGUUUAAGAAAGGGAACAACGAACAUGAUACUAAUCAUGCUACAAUCAUAGUUAUAGCUCGCAGUAUAACGCGGGAGCGAUGUAAAUUAGAUCGGUUGGGGAUGAAGGAGAAGACGUUAUUAUUGAAAUAUUACUUUAAUCAUUUGAAUGUCGUGGUGGUGGAUGGUGGUGCAUUGGAGAACGAGUUGGUGGUAGAACAAAUCAAUGAGGCGAUCGAGAGGAUCGACAAAUUGAUCCACGAUAGGAUAUCAAGGGUGGAAACGUGGACAGGGACAGGGAAGGCUUCAGUGAACGAUUUUUUCGAUCAAGAAACGGCUGCCGAUAACGACUUGAUGUUUUCUAUAGACGAUAUUGUGGCGACGAUGUCGUUUGUGUUGACUUACAACACCAACACCACCCCGGGGACUCUCGCGAGCGUCAUCGAACUCAACAAACUCAUAAUGGAAGAAAUCGAUUUUUUGAGCUUGUUAUCUAAUAACUCGAAACGUCAUUUGCUGAAACUAUGCCAUUUGUUAGGUCACUGGUCGUUUCCGGCCCACGAGUUGACCAACGACGACUUGGUGUACUGUGUGUAUUUGGUAUUAGCGUAUGCGAUAAACGAGGUGAAGAAAAGCACCGAUUUGGAAUUGCAGCCCGAUGUGUUGUUUCCAUCAUCUAACGAGUUGCUUGGGCUUGUAUUCAUGGUCAGAGAUACCUACAAGAACGGAAAUCCGUUUCAUAAUUUCCGUCAUGCUGUGGAUGUGUUGCAGGCGUGUUUUCACUACGUGAUCAGAUUGAGGUGCUUGCCGUACUUCAAGCAGUUCAGAACCGACCCCAAGGCUGAUGAAUGGCUUGUGUUGAGCGGUGACAUAGCGCUAGACACAGUCGUAGAACUUAUACCAGUUGAUGACAACAACACGGUGCUGGAGACCUUGCACAAGAGCUCCCCACUGUCAACGUCGGUAUCAACCAGUAUUCAGGCCAAAUCAGCUCUUGUUGAUGGACUGAUCAUAUCCAUGCAGAAGGAGACUACUGUUGAGAGCUCGGCUCAUAUGAAUUCAAUCCAAACAUUAGCUUUGCUAAUAGCGGCCUUGGGCCACGACGUGGGACAUCCUGGCGUCACCAAUGCAUUCAUGAUUAAACAUUCAGCACCAAUGUCGCUCAUAUACAACGAACGAUCGGUGCUUGAGCUGUACCAUUCAGCAGUAUUCAUCAACAAAAUUCUUGCCAUAAACUGGCCCGGUAUCCUUAGCGUGAAUAUUGACCGCAAGACUAAAAUCUCCUUGAAGAACUUGAUCAUAUCUUGCAUCCUUGCCACAGAUAUGGCCGAGCAUUUUGAGUACAUAGAUAAACUAGCCCAUUUCAAGGCAGACCGGUACAUGCUCGAAGUUAAUCGUGUCAAUCUUAUUUCAAGUCUCUUGAUCAAGUGCGCUGAUAUCUCGAACGUCACCAGACCAUUACGGGUUUCGUCCCAAUGGGCACUGGUGCUUGGUCGGGAAUUCUGCGAGGUGUCCACGUUGGAGAAGAAACUUGCACACAACCAGCUAACCCCGGAGCUCGAUAUUCAUUACGACAAGGUCCCAAGCGCAUUGCCUGAUAUCUUGCAGGCCAACCCCGACAUACACAAGGGCCAAAUCUUUUUCAUCAACACCUUUGCCGAAAACUUAUUCAAUAACAUCGCCGAAUUGUUGCCCGAGCUUCGUUACACCUGCGACAUUGUCCAGGAAAAUAAGGAGUUCUGGCUAAGUCGUUAG
Molecule: messenger RNA, 1836 nt
Organism: Debaryomyces hansenii CBS767
Lineage: Eukaryota; Fungi; Ascomycota; Pichiomycetes; Serinales; Debaryomycetaceae
Gene: PDE2
Product: 3',5'-cyclic-nucleotide phosphodiesterase
Exons: 1
Coding region: 1-1836 (611 amino acids)
Biological process (GO): signal transduction
Molecular function (GO): 3',5'-cyclic-nucleotide phosphodiesterase activity
Source: RefSeq, a predicted model, not a curated record